UCACCCCCUGCAGACGUCUCAUCCUGUGUGCAGACAACAGGAAGGAGAUGGAGGAGUGGAUGGCAGCUCUGCGCAGCGUCCAGAACAGACAAAACUAUGAGUCCACCCAGUACAGCAUGGAUCACUUCAGUGGGAUGCACAACUGGUACGCCUGCUCCCACGCUCGGCCCACCUACUGCAACGUGUGCAGGGAGGCGCUGUCGGGGGUCACGUCCCACGGCCUGUCCUGUGAAGUGUGUAAGUUCAAGGCUCAUAAGCGCUGUGCAGUCAGAGCCACCAACAACUGUAAAUGGACGACUCUGGCUUCUAUCGGAAAGGACAUCAUCGAGGACGAGGACGGGGUGUCCAUGCCUCAUCAGUGGUUGGAGGGGAACCUGCCGGUCUCAGCUAAAUGUAACAUCUGUGAGAAGACGUGUGGCAGCGUGCUGCGUCUGCAGGACUGGAGGUGUCUCUGGUGUAAAGCCAUGGUGCACUCAGGCUGUAAGGAGCAGCUGUCCUCUAAGUGUCCUCUGGGACAGUGCAAAGUGUCCGUCAUCCCCCCCACGGCACUCAACAGCAUCGACUCUGACGGUUUCUGGAAGGCGUCCUGUCCUCCGUCCUGCACCAGUCCUCUGCUGGUGUUUGUCAACUCCAAGAGCGGAGACAACCAAGGCGUCAAGUUCCUGAGGCGCUUCAAGCAGCUGCUGAACCCGGCGCAGGUGUUCGACCUGAUGAACGGGGGACCACACCUGGGCUUGCGUUUGUUCCAGAAGUUUGAUACGUUCAGGAUCCUAGUGUGUGGCGGAGACGGCAGUGUCGGCUGGGUUCUGUCCGACAUCGACGCGCUCACGCUGCACAAACAGUGCCAGCUGGGAGUUCUUCCUCUGGGGACGGGGAAUGACCUGGCCCGGGUUCUGGGUUGGGGUUCUGCCUGCGACGACGACACGCAGCUGCCCCAGAUACUGGAGAAACUGGAGAGGGCCAGCACCAAGAUGUUAGACAGAUGGAGCAUUAUGGUCUAUGAGACCAAGUUUCCACGGCAACAUUCUGCUUCCACCGUCACCGAGGACUGCAGCGACGACUCUGAGGUUCAGCAGAUUCUGACCUACGAGGACUCGGUGGCUGCUCACCUGUCUAAGAUCCUGACCUCAGACCAGCACUCUGUCGUCAUCUCCUCCGCCAAGGUUCUGUGUGAGACGGUGAAAGACUUUGUGGCUCGUGUUGGUAAAGCAUACGAGAAGAACACAGAGAGUUCAGAGGAGUCGGAUGCCAUGGCCAAGAAGUGUGGUGUGUUGAAGGAGAAGCUGGAUUCUCUGCUGAAGACUUUGAACGAGGAGUCUCAGGCCUCCGCCGUGCCCCCCCCGGCUCCCUCCCCCAUCAUCGCAGAGGAGCAAGAGGAGGUCGAGAGAGAACUGCCUCCUCUUCACCAUCUUCAUCUUCACCAUCCUCCUCAUCACAGCUCCCCACGCACCAACACCUCCUCCUCUGCAGCCGCCAUCUUUAAACCUCGAGAGCAGCUGAUGCUGAGAGCUAAUAGCCUGAAGAAAGCCAUCAGACAGAUCAUUGAGCAUACGGAAAGAGCGGUGGACGAGCAGAACGCUCAGACUCAGCAGCAGCUCUUCUCUCUCAGUCGGACGGAGGAGGACAAUGGUCUGGUGGAGGAGGAGGAGGAGGAGGAGGUGGAGGAGGAGGAAGAGGAGGAGGAUGAUGAGGAUGAUGAGGACAAGGUGUCUCUGCAGUCGUCCUGCAGCGCCAAUCACCGCAGCACAUGCAGAGUCAGUAAAACGCCCUGUGAGAAGCUGAUCAGUAAAGGUAGCCAGUCACUGGGCAGCUCCGCAUCACUUCCUGUGCAGCCAGGAAGUAGGGAGAACAUACCCAUGCUCAACACAAAGAUCCUCUAUCCAGGCCUCAGAGGGAUCUCAGCUUCUCUCUCCAGCAGCUCUGUGAUCAGUCGUCUGUUGGUGAACGCCGACCCAUUCAGCUGUGACCCCGACAACAUGGACUGCUACACUGAGAAGUGUGUGAUGAACAACUACUUUGGGAUCGGACUUGAUGCUAAAAUCUCUCUGGACUUCAACAACAAAAGAGACGAACACCCAGAGAAGUGCAGGAGCCGCACCAAGAACAUGAUGUGGUACGGAGUCCUGGGAACCAAAGAGCUGCUGCACAGAACUUACAAGAACCUGGAGCAGAAGGUUCUGCUUGAGUGUGAUGGGCGGCCCAUCCCUCUCCCCAGUCUGCAAGGCAUCGCUGUGUUGAACAUCCCGAGUUAUGCAGGAGGAACCAACUUCUGGGGAGGAACCAAGGAGGACGACACGUUCACAGCUCCGUCCUUUGAUGAUAAGAUCCUGGAGGUGGUGGCGGUGUUUGGCAGUAUGCAGAUGGCCGUGUCCCGAGUCAUCAACCUGCAGCACCACCGUAUCGCACAGUGUCGUACGGUGAAGAUCACCAUCCUGGGUGAUGAAGGCGUCCCGGUGCAGGUGGACGGGGAGGCGUGGGUCCAGCCUCCAGGCUACAUCAAGAUCAUCCACAAGAACCGAACCCAGACCCUCACCAGAGACAGGGCAUUUGAGAGCACCCUGAAGUCGUGGGAGGACAAACAGAAGUGUGAGUUUCUCCGGGCCCCCCCUCAGCCCCCCCUCUCCUCCCAGCCGGAGAUCGUCUCUGAAGAAGAGGCGUCACUCGUCAGCGAGUUCGGACAGGCAGCAGGAGCUCUCAUACACAGUAUCCGUGAGGUGGCUCAGUCUCACCACAGUCUGGAACAGGAACUCGCUCAUGCUGUGAACGCCAGCUCCAAGGCCAUGGACGUCGUGUACGCCGACUCCAAGAGCUGUGGGGCUCUGAGCUGCAGUGUGGUUCUUCAGAUGGUCGGUGAUGUUAAAGCUUUACUCAGUGAGACUGAACUUCUGCUGGCUGGAAAAAUGUCGCUGCAGCUGGACCCCCCCCAGCAGGAGCAGUUGAAUGCAGCUCUGAGCUCCGUGGAUCAGCAGCUCCGCCGGCUGGCUGAUGUCCCCUGGCUGUUCCCCGUCAUGGAGCCGUCAGAUCACGAGGGUCCUCUGACAGAUUUCUCUAAACGCAGUCGUAGUGCCAAGUUUCGUCUCGUCCCGAAGUUCAAGAAAGACAAAAACAACAAGAACAAAGAAACCUGUGCUACUCUGUCUCUACCAGUUCACCAGUGGGGGACGGAGGAGGUGGGGGCGUGGCUGGACUUUCUCUGUCUCACUGAGUAUAAGGACAUCUUUAUCGGACACGACGUCCAAGGAGCCGAGCUCAUCCACCUGGAGAGGAGGGACCUGAAGGAUCUCGGCGUGACGAAGGUGGGUCACAUGAAGAGGAUCCUUCAGGGCAUCAGAGAGCUGAACAGGAACAGCAGCGCCAGCGAGGCCUGACUGCUGCCAGGUCCGGCAGUCUGCUCUCCUCCUCCUUCUGCUGCCAUCGACCACCUGACCUAUGGCCUCUGACCCUGCAGGUCUGUGACAUCACAUGUGACGCUCGCUGUGAUUGGACCAGGCCUGUUGGCCAGAACCAAUCAGAUGAUCCACGAGUGCCUAAACAUUAAUCUACCUACACCAGAGCCAAGCAGUUUACUGAGCGCUAUAAAACAUCUGGAAACUUUAUUGACAGUGAAUCCACGUUUAUUAUCAGUGUUGCCUUUAACGUGACGAGUAGUGACGAUAAUUAUCUUCAAACACGAACACCAGUCAACCAAACAUACAGCAUCCUACGACAGCCUGAUAAAAACAGAAUAAUGAAUUACGGAGCUGGGGGAGCGGGACAAUGUUCAGGGACAAACUGAAU
Cottoperca gobio is the source of this 3777-nucleotide messenger RNA. It is a transcript of the gene dgkd, whose product is annotated as diacylglycerol kinase delta. The record is from RefSeq and is a predicted model, not a curated record. NCBI's taxonomy places the organism in Eukaryota, Metazoa, Chordata, Actinopteri, Perciformes, Bovichtidae. Gene Ontology annotation, cellular component: plasma membrane. Gene Ontology annotation, molecular function: ATP-dependent diacylglycerol kinase activity; protein heterodimerization activity; protein homodimerization activity. Gene Ontology annotation, biological process: phospholipase C-activating G protein-coupled receptor signaling pathway.